AUGACGGAAGACACGGAAAGAGACCCUUUCCAAGCCUUCUUCGAGUCAUCAGAAGAGAGCGUGAGUGCAUUUCUUCGCACCUUUACGGAGCUCUCAGCGGUAGAACGGGCGUUAUUGACUCUUGGAGACCCGCUAAAGUUAAAGGAAGAAACAUGUAUAGAUGAGAAUGUGAACAAUUUAUCUUCUGCGACGAUGCAGACAUUAGCAGAAGCGGAGUACUUUGCGGCGGCGAUUGAGGCCUUUCGUGUAGAGGGACAAGAACUGAAGAGCAAUAGUAAUAAUAAGAGUAAAAAUGAUGAUAGUGAUUCUGUAUUACCGCUACUGUUAAAUAAUAGUAAAUCUUUUCCAUUGAAUGAUGUAGAAUUGGAAGAGGAGAUACUAGUAGAUGAAUCUGUGGCUCUCAAGACAUCUACAAUGACGGCAUUUCUUAAUUAUGGUUGUACGGAUAUUGUACCAACCUUUGACAACUUUAUUGAAGGAGAUGAAAUACAAAUGGAGGAAGAGAGAGACAUUGAAGGAAAAAUGGAGGAAAACAAAAAGAAGAGGAUGUUUCAGUCCAAAGAAAUGAGUCUAUAUAAUAAAGACUUACAAACCGAAGAUAUUAACAAAGAAAAAACUUCUUCCACUUUAGAUGGAGCUGUAACUUCUCCUACAGAUGCUAUUAUUGGUAGUAGUGGUGUUUCUCAUUCUCUUGAAGAGAACACAGUAAAUGAUACUGAGCAGCAUGAUAACUGUGAUGAUAGUGAUGAUGGGUCUGGGGAUUGUGUAAGUGAUAGUGAACUUGAACUUCCUGGACUAACGACCAAUACUUCACUGCAGAAAAAUAACGGACUGAUGGAAAGAUGUAAUAUUUUUCUUUCAACAAAAGACCUUGAUGUGUUAAGAGAAGUAGUGGAUGAUGAGGUUCGGCCAUUCGAGCUAGACCCCUACUUUGACUACGAUGCAGAUUUGAUUGGCGCAGCUGCUCGACAAAACGACACUCACUGGCGGGUAUGA
Trypanosoma theileri is the source of this 996-nucleotide messenger RNA. RefSeq lists its product as uncharacterized. Lineage: Eukaryota; Euglenozoa; Kinetoplastea; Trypanosomatida; Trypanosomatidae. Bases 1 to 996 code for a protein of 331 amino acids. The transcript has a single exon. The record is from RefSeq and is a predicted model, not a curated record.